CUUUUCACUGAGAGAGGCCAGGACUCUUAUGUUUCCAGCCCAGAGGCCAGCACAUGGGGGAGCACUGGGAGGACAUGUGAAUCUGUAACAGUAACCCCCAUUUCCUAGCCUAAACUGGGUGUGAGGCUCUGAACUAAGCUCUCCCAUGUAUUAUUUCAUUCCAUUUUUGAUCUUGGUAGCCACUGUGCAAGAUAAGUAUUAUCAGUUCCAUUUUGCAGAUGAGAAACUGAGGUGCAGAGACUUCGAAAGCUCAAGGUUACACAGUUGGCCCAGCGGUGGAGCUAGAAUCCGAGUCCUCUGUCCUGAGUGAAAGUUUUGCCGUGAAUGGAUGUAUAAGCGGUUGAUGAAGUCAUACGUCCAGAGAAAGUUCUGCCUGCAGAUCCCUCUGUGUGCUGGAUUCCGCCUGCCUAGGGUUUGCAAUUCUUGGCAUCAGUGUCAGCACACAGAACGGGCUCAGGAAAGGCCCUUUCUGUGCUAGCAGCAAUACUGUGGCCAUGCUUACUUUUCAUGGGAAGUAGCAUUUUUGAAUCUCCCAUUCUAAAAAUAAGCUGCAAUUUGUUAGGGGCCCUUGAGGACUAGCCCAGGCAUUUCAGGACAGCUAUUUGCCUGUCCGCAGCACAGGAAAUUAAUCAGAACUGCAAAGCCCUUCCCCUCUUCCCACAGGCCGGCUCUGGAAACGCCCAGUGUUUUGCUGCAGCACUUCUGGAGGACUGUGGAGAUGCCAAGGGCAGUUUCACUCAGCUCCAUCUCUCCCUGAGAAACGUGAGAGGAGAGACAUAGGAGGCAGAACCGGGUCAGCUAUGCCGCAAAGAGCUUGCAGGCGGAGCUCCCAGCCCUCCCCAACCUGGAGGGGUGCUGCUUGUCAGAGAUGGUCUGCAGCCUCAGAUUACUACGGAAUCCACUUGGGAUCUGCUGGUUCCUGUUCCAGUGGCAGCAUUUUGCAGAGCCGCUUUCAGCAAGCCUCUUCCUAUCCCAGGCCUUUAAAAUUCUCCAACAUGAAAUGAUUGGGUAGAUUACCACAAGGUUGCCAUGUGGUUAUCAGGGCAGGAAAUAUUGAUGACAGUAAUAAUAUUGAAAAUAAGACUAUCAACCACAUAAUUUUGGAAUACUGUAUUUUUCCACGCAGUAGCACAUGUAAUUUUAAAACAAACCCCACAAAGACUGUAUUAUCAGCCCCAUUUUACAGACAGGAGACUGAGGUUCUGAGAGCUCAUGGGAACCAGAACAUGGGUGUAUGACCCCAGAGUUUUCUGACAUCAGUUCUUGAGCUCUACAAGUAUGUGUGGCUUCUCACCUCCAGCAAGAGCGAAGAAACAAACUGAAGAAGUUGAUUUCAUAGAAGUUGUAAUGUGGGGGCUGGGGGUUUAGCUCAGCGGCAUAAGCACCUGCCUUGCAAGCAGGCGGUCAUGAGUUCGAUCCCCGGUACCGAUAAAAAUGAAAAAAAAAAAAAAAAAGAAGAAGAAGAAGAAGAAGUUGUACUGUGUUCAUGCCCACAGGAGCAUUCAGCUCAAUGCCCUGGGUAUUCAGAGCAUGGAGGAGUGGCUCCUGGCCAGAGGAAGGUCAGGAGGCCGCUGCCAUUGAAAGAUAGUGGCUCUUUCCAAGACAGCAAACACCAGAGGAGCAGCCAGAAUUACUGGUGGAAAGCUUAAAUUACCUCAAUGUUCAUUUGAGCAACAGGGACCUUGACUGCUGGAUCAUAUGACUGAUAAUGGUCCCUGGCUGCCAAAGAAGGCUGUGGGUGCCAAGAGAAAGGUAACCAUUUCUCAUCCCCUCGAGUGGAGUUGGAUGCCUCUGGGAGCCCACAUUAGCUGGCGGUAGACAUGGCUGAAGUUGCGAGCUACAAAGAUACUGCCUCCAGCCGCCACCUGCGGUUUAAGUUACAGAGCCUGAGUCGCCGCCUUGAUGAGCUUGAGGAAGCCACAAAAAACCUCCAGAAAGCGGAGGAUGAGCUCCUGGACCUCCAGGACAAGGUGAUUCAGGCGGAGGGCAGCAACUCUAGCAUGUUGGCUGAGAUCGAAGUGUUGCGCCAGCAGGUGCUGAGAAUUGAAGGUAAAGAUGAGGAAAUUAAGAGGGCAGAGGAUCUGUGCCAUCUGAUGAAGGAGAAACUUGAAGAAGAGGAAAACCUUACUCGGGAGCUGAAAUGCGAGAUUGAACGACUUCAGAAACGCAUGGCUGAGUUGGAGAAACUAGAGGAGGCCUUUAGUAGGAGUAAGAAUGACUGUACCCAGCUUUGUUUGAGCUUGAACGAGGAGAGAAAUCUGACCAAGAAAAUCUCUUCUGAGCUGGAAAUGCUCAGAGUCAAAGUGAAAGAACUGGAAUCUUCUGAGGACCGCCUGGAUAAAACUGAACAGAAUUUAGCAUCGGAGCUAGAAAAGCUGAAGUCAUUAACGCUGAGCUUUGUCAGCGAGAGGAAAUACUUGAAUGAAAAGGAGAAAGAAAAUGAGAAAUUGAUUAAAGAGCUCACGCAGAAACUGGAGCAGAACAAGAAGAUGAACCGAGAUUAUACAAGGAAUGCUUCCAAUCUUCUGGAAAGGAAUGACCUACGGAUUGAGGAUGGCAUCUCUUCCACACUGCCAUCCAAGGAAUCCAGAAGGAAGGAUGCCCUGGACUACCUAAAGCAGGUGGAGAAUGAAACAAGAAACAAAUCUGAAAAUGAAAAGAACCGAAAUCAAGAGGACAACAAAGUCAAAGACCUUAACCAAGAAAUCGAGAAACUUAAGACGCAAAUAAAACAUUUCGAGUCUUUGGAAGAGGAGCUUAAGAAAAUGAGGGCCAAAAACAAUGACCUUCAAGAUAAUUACCUGAGUGAGCAAAAUAAAAAUAAAAUCUUAGCCAGUCAGCUGGAAGAGAUAAAGCUACAAAUCAAGAAACAAAAAGAGUUAGAAAACGGAGAGGUAGAAGGGGAAGAGGUUUUCCUGUCCAGCAAAGGCAGGCACGAGAGGACUAAGUUUAGAGGCCUCGGUGGGGAGGCGAGCAUGGCCAAGCACGCAUCCCGGGACCUGUCUCCUCAGCAUAAGCGAGACCGGCUGCGAAACAGGGAGCUUCCUCUCAGCAGUGAACACUACACUCUGGGCAGCAGGCAGGUUUCCUCCCCCACCCUCACCAGCAGGAGGGCAGCCAAAGCUUCCAGCGUGGGCGCGGGUACAGACAGCGGGGCUCAGGAGGCAAGGAGAACUGAGGACCGGUUUGCCCCUGGGUCCUCUCAGAGUGAAGGGAAGAGGGCCAGGGAGCAGCCCUCUGUGCUUAGCCGCUACCCCCCAGCUGCCCAGGAGCACAACAAAGUCUGGAAGGGGACGCCCAAACCCGGCACUGAGGGGGGACUGAAGGGAAAAGUGGAGAAGACGACGCGGACAUUUAGUAACUCCAUGCUCGGCUCCGUUCCUGGUGACGCACUGGGUAGGGCUGAGAGGGCUUCGGAGCCCUCGUCGGAGGCCCCGCUUGGCAAGCGAGGACAGGUGCUUGCUGGUGGAAGCCAGCUGGCUCAGGCCACAGACCCUGCCUGCUCUAAGGCUGUUGGCGCGCUGGCUUCAUCUCGGAGGUCAUCUGCAGAAGGCCUCUCAAAGAGUAGAAAGGCUGCCAACGGCCUGGAGGCGGAUACUGCUUCCCCCAGUGCUAAGGCUCCAAUUUUAUCAAAGUACCCUUACAGCUCCAGAAGCCAGGAGAACAUCCUUCAGGGCUUUUCCGCUGCACAUAAAGAAGCUGAGCAGUCCAUAGCAGUUGUGAUGGAAGACAGCAGUCAGCACGAAGCCCUGAGGUGUCGAGUCAUCAAAUCCAGCGGCAGAGAGAACCCUGACUCGGACGAUGACUUAGACACGGCAUCUCUGGUUACUGCCAAGUUGGUAAACACAACCAUCACUCCAGAGCCUGAACCCAAACUGCCUCCUAACUCUCGAGAAAAGGCCAAAGCCCGAGGGGAACACAGAACCUCCCUAUUUGAGAAUGAUAAAAAUGGUGGGAUCGAAAACGAAUCUGUGAAACCCGUCAGAGGCUCUAGCAAUUCCAUGGAACUCCCAGAUGCCAGUCGUGCUGGGGUAAAAAGCCAGAGACCCUUCAGUCCCCGAGAAGCCUUGCGGUCUAGAGGUGUCAUCAAACCUGUUAUCAUUGAUAAGAAUGUGAAAAAAAUCAUGGGUGGAUCUGGAACUGAGGCUGUGUUGGAGAAACAGAAGUCAAGCUGUAAGCCAGGACCAAACAAAGUGACAAGCAGCAUCACUAUCUAUCCCUCUGACAGCAGCAGCCCCAGAGCCAGCCCAGGGGAGACCCCGAGGGAGAGGCACACAUCUACCAGCAACAUCCAGGUGGGGCCCCCAGAGCUCAUCCCGGUUAGCAACCACGUCAGCUCCCCGUUGGAGUUCUCUAUUCACAAACACGACAUCGGCGUGCAGCUCGCAGACGCUGAAAGACUGGGAGACGGGCCCUCAAAGAACAGGCCGGACACGGUGGUGUCUCGGAGCAGCAUUCUCAUCAAGCCAUCGGAUUCUGUGGAGAGGAACAGCCAUGCUGCCCCAGCGGAGACAAUCAGGUGGAAAAGCCACAGCGCCCCUUCCGAGGUAGGCUCCUCGGACGCCAGGCAUGUUACUGUGCGCAAUGCCUGGAAGAGUAAGCGAGACUUGAAAUCUUUAGAAGACCCCCCGACCCAAGCAGGUAGAAACAUGGGACCUUCCACUACCCACAUCCAGAGGUCUUCCACAGACUUCUCAGAACUUGAACAGCCCAGAUCCUACCUGUCUGAGUCAGGCCCUCGAAAGGUGGGAAAUUCUGGGGAUGCAGCCGAGCUUUCCUCCAGAAGGACCCAAAGUAGCCUCACGGUGUCCGAGGUGCUCACCCAUCGGAGUCGUGCAGGAGACACGGUCCUGGCUGCAGCCUGGAACCAUUCCGCAGGCAUGGAGGAAAGUGAAGACUGCACACUCAGUGUCCACAGGCGACUGCACAACUCUUUGGAGCGGUCUGAACCCGCUGUGCAGCUGGAGCUGCCAGAGCUUGGGCGAAUUCGAGCCGAGGAGCGACUGCGGCCAAGUAGGCCUUGUGCUGAGGAGAACUGAGGUGGCGGGGUGAAGGCUCUGCCCCCGCUUCUCAGCUUGUCCACCUCCUGUCCUGCAAAGUAUCUAAGACCAGUUAACCAGCAGGACACAGCCUUGGCUGGGAGACUGGCGGAGAGCUGGGGUGUGGCUCAGGUAAUUUUUGCCAGUUGGCCAGAGGAGAUCACAGACUACCACCCGGACAGUCACGCAGGCCCAGCAUUCCCUGGUGCAUGAGUCCUGUUUCCUUGCCCCUGUGCCCCGGGGCAUAGACCACUUUAGCCCACAGGUGGGGAGACGCAGAAACCUCUUACUAUACAACAGUAGCCAAAAUUCUGUGCUCCCAGGUGGGUAGUUUCGUAUUUUAGCGUAGCCCCUUCUUAGUGUGGUUAGCGCCUCCUCAGUCUCCUCACCAUGCUCCUUGUCUCUGCUGAGCACCCUCGUGCCCACCAAGAAUGACCUGCCAUUAGCUGCAUCUGGGGAGUGUCCAUUCCUUCUCCCCUUGGAGUUCUUUUUCUCAGACUCUGAAAGCAGAAGGGGGUCUGUGCCGCCUCUGAGGGACUAUGGGACUGUCUUGUAGGUCGAGGCUUCUCUGACCUGGCUCUCUGGCUGACUAGUUUCUGGGGCAGAGCAUGCAGAUUCCUGUUGGAAUGAACCCACCCCCACCCCAGCUCUCUGUCACCUUCCAAAGGCAUCGGAAGUGCGAACGCCUCAUGCAUCUCCUUCCUUGUGCACCCAUAAUGCUGCUGGCAGAAACUGCACCCUCUCCUGUGGUUGGAGACUUCAGCUGACUUCAUUGUUCCCAUUUUGGGAAAAUUCCCGGACUAUGCUGGGCCUGACCCAGCAUAUGCUGCCUUCUGGAAAGUGCCCCAGCAAGGGGAAAAGCAGAUAGGAAGAAGCAGUUUCCCUUUAGUCACUCCACAAGCAAUAGCUCCACGAAAGGCAUGGACUGAGAAUCCUCCCUCUUGUUCCUCCUCCUCCAUCCCAGGCGGAGGAGGCUUCGCACUUUACCAUGCUGAUGCAUUCCUACAGAAGUGGCCCCGACUCCUGCAAGUCGACUAUCAUUACAGUGACUUCCUCCAAGGAAAGGUUAUCUGCCCAUUGAGGGCCUUAGGGGUAUACAGUUCAGAGUGCAGCAGUCUUUCAGGAAGCCACACCUUACAACAACGAUGAAAGCAUCAACUAGUUUCCUUAUACCCGUCAUGGGGAAGUUAGAACUGUAUUUGUGGCGCUGCCUUUUCUACAGCAUCUUUCAGUCUCCUUUAAAGGCUACUUGUAUGAAGCAGACGCCAUUCAGCAGCAGAGAGCAUUAGACUAGCAGUCUAGAAAGUUGUUUCUCUGAGGCUUUAUUACUUCCUUGCAGUGUAAUCUUGGGUGAGUCCUUGUCCUCUGGGAACCUUAGUUUCCCUGUCUGUAAACGGAAUCUCUUCAGAGCCCUCAGUCUGGAAUCCAAGGUUUGUCUGUUUUCACUGUGCUUUGUGGGGGUUCUGUCUUCAGAGGCUUGGGGAACAUCUUCCCUCUUGCCUUGAGCUGUCUUUGUAGGCCUUAUGCUUAGUAUCUGCACGUGCUUGUCUCACGCGGGUGAGCUCAAGAAGCUCCUCAGGCCCGUAUUUGCACAGGAAGGGACCAGAUACUCUGAGGCCUUGUCCAGUGCCACGUGUUAGCGCCUGGCUGGCAGCCUGGGUGCUUUCUAAAACAAGGCUGUUGUGUGUCUUGUCCUGUGCCCCUCCUGUGGAUUUCCUGGGGAGAGGGGAGACUGGAACUUCCUCUGGAGGUCGGCGAGUGGUUACCAGUGCCUCCACCGAGCACAGGCAGCGGUGUUCAUCCUGCCCUUGUGUCAGACGGCCAUGAGGCUUGGAGAGCUCCUACUUCUGUGCUCUGGAGCUCUGCCAGGUGAAGGGCUGGCCUUUCCGCUCCACGUUGCACCUAAGACGCACAAUGCAGGAUGCUGUAUGCAAGAUUUCUUCCCUGCUGCUUCUCCUGGGUCACUGGCCAGAAGCUUGCUCAGUCAAGGUGAAAACUCCACCUGCAGCUUCUCUACCAUUCUCCUUCACCCAUGGGCAAUCCUGAGUUCAAAGGAGACUGACCUCUGCAGCGGUCAGUUGCGCAUAGGAAAUUCUGUGGCAAAGAUGCUGAUAGAAAUGGAAUGCCAAGCCAUGCCAAAAAAGAUCUCGCUGUUUUUCUGUCUUUGGGUGUUAGAACCCUGGAUUCUGGUGCUGUAGCUCCUGGUGCCAAAGUCUGGAUCUUUCCACAUUUUUAGCAGCGCUGACAUCUGCUGAUACAAUGCUGUGUGGAAAAGGGACAGCCGUGGUGCCCUUUUCCUGGGGCUGCCAUUUUGAAAUCUGAGUGCAAUAGAGUUUGAUUGUAACAAUUAUUUCAGGAUAAAUAUUUUAUGUUUCUUUAAUCUGCACACUUUAUAGAACCGCUGUAAAAUAGAUUUUAUUUUUAAAUAUCCUCAGCGUUGCAGAAAAUAUGUAUUUGCAAGUGAAGACUAGAGGCUUAGUUCCUCUGGACUUCAAAUGGCUGGCAAGGCUGGCUCUCAGAUUCCAAAGUUGGAAGGCACAUGUCUGAAAAGCAACUACGGUGUGGCCAUUUGGAUCCAGUCCUCACAAUCGGGUCCUGGAGGAAGCCUCCAGAGAGAGGGGAGACCUGGUAACUGAAUAGUUGCCGAAACCGAAUAGUCCCAUGUCCCAGCCAACCCACCUCUAUGCCAAGUGUCUUCUGCAGCCUGCCUGACUAGAUGUUCCUGGCAGGUGCAGGGUUUGGGGAAGGCUCCUAGGGAAGCUGGGGAACCCAUCUCUUUGGCUGUGAGGUGGAAGAGCUGGCUAAAGGCCAGGAGGGUGUGUCUUUGUCACUUAGCACUGUAUCUCGUCAUUCUGAUACUGAACAGCCAGAGAGAGCUGGAGGGAUGGUAGACACCACAGCUAUAGGAAGGUUUUACUUCUCAGUGGCAAAGAAGCGGUUGAGAGUGUGGGUUGAGAGUGUGGGCAGGGAUCUGGGUGUGACCUAGGACUCCAACCUCAUUGCCAGCAAGCUUGCACAUAAGCCAUCCCUCUCUUGGGGUGCUGGGGCAUCUAUGGUGUUCUCGGACUGCUCGUUCAGGGGCAGUUCUAGUUCCUUAGAUUUAGUGGGUCACAGUGCCAAGUGCUGCCACUUCCCAGUAAAGGAACAGGGAUCCAGACCCCUGGGACUGGGUCCCUCUCUUUCUGCUGGUGUGAGCUUCUCUGUCAGGACUGCUUCAGAACGGCUGCUUUUAGGGAUUUUCUUUUGAAUAUCCCAAGUGGGGAAUAGAGUUCUCCUCAAAGCCUCAGUCAAGAUCAUAGGAAAGGGGCCCUAUUUUCCUGCUGCUUCACAGCUCAGAACAUGUACUGAAUGGAAUGUAUUUUUAAGAGAAUAAAGUCUAUUUUUUGUAUUUUAAAGAUAGGGAGGGCUAGGAAGAUAGCCUUCAAAUAAACUGCUAUUGCAUUAUAGGCCCCUUGCUGGGGGCAUCAGUCUGUUGGUCCACACACCUACUUGCUCAGAUAGGUGCUCUGGCCUCACCCCUGCCCCUUGGAAGCUUCCACAUUUCUGCUCCAAGCAUGGGACCAAGAAGGCCAGAACCAAAGCCAUGAGCAGUGGCUCAGGGCUCCUUGGGUGCAUGUGUGUAGUCAAAGCUGCCUGUCUGCAUGUAUCCUCUGGCUCUAAUGCUCUCUCUGUUGGCUCUGCAGCACAGUAUGUUAACCAAUAAAGCUCCCUAGUUUCCAUAUGC
Messenger RNA from Cavia porcellus (domestic guinea pig), 8763 nucleotides. It is a transcript of the gene Luzp1, whose product is annotated as leucine zipper protein 1. Lineage: Eukaryota; Metazoa; Chordata; Mammalia; Rodentia; Caviidae. Gene Ontology annotation, biological process: neural fold bending. The record is from RefSeq and is a predicted model, not a curated record. Bases 1821 to 5039 code for a protein of 1072 amino acids. The transcript is spliced from 5 exons.